UCGCUAGAACACUGUUAGAGCACGAACCGAGCAGAGCAAGCUAGCGAACUAUAAAAGGUUUGGUAGCGGCUUAUACGGAAUCUCCUCGGCGUUAACCAUCGUCAAAUACCCGAAGAAUUGUCAGAGGAGAAUGGAGAUCAUUUUGUGUAGAGAACACUUCUCGCGAUAAUAACUGUUCCUUUUUUGUCUCGAGUGAACUAUUGAUCAACAUUGAACUUGGCAAGUUCCAGAUCCUUCAACUUACGAUAUUCUCACUGCUCUAAUGGACGUUAAAACAGAAUCUCCUGCUCGAUUAACAGGAAACAGUAAGACGGCACCAGAGUGCGCUGGUUGUCAGAAAGUUAUUCGAGAGAGAUACCUACUAAAGGCUCUGGACCAGUUCUGGCACGAGGACUGUCUCAAGUGUACCUGUUGUGACUGUAGACUUGGAGAGGUGGGCUCAACUCUCUUCACCAAGGCCAAUCUCAUCCUCUGUAAGAGAGAUUAUCUCAGGUUAUUUGGAACAACAGGGUUAUGUUCAGCUUGUAACAAAACCAUCCCAGCCUUCGAGAUGGUGAUGAGAGCCAGAGGAAACGUGUAUCAUCUGGAGUGUUUCGCUUGUCAGCAGUGUAACCACAGAUUUUGUGUUGGUGACAAGUUUUAUCUGUUUGAGAACAAGAUACUGUGCGAAUAUGACUACGAGGAAAGAAUGCUAUUUGCUAGUUUUCCCUACAAUUACAACAACCUAUCACAGAUCAAGAAACAAGCACGUGGCCUCCAGACCGGUCCCAGAGAUGAUGGGUCAAGCGGAUACGGGAGCGGUGAUUCGCCUUACGAUGGCCGUGCAUAGCUACAUAAUGGGCUAUUAUCUGCACUCUGUCCAAUGCGGGGGAUUCGAACCCCAAAGCACCCGAAGGACAAAAAAAAACUUUUUUCUUAUAGUUUUUCCUGUGAUACAUUUCGAAUUUGAUCUUGAGAUAUAGUCUGUUUGUUUUGCGACACAGUUUGGUAUAUAUAUAUAUUUUUAAGUAGAUCAACAAGUUUCAUUUCAUUCUGUAAGAAUCUGGUAUGAAAAGAAAAUAAAUAAAAAGAGAUUCCAGACGA
Molecule: messenger RNA, 1083 nt
Organism: Limulus polyphemus (Atlantic horseshoe crab)
Lineage: Eukaryota; Metazoa; Arthropoda; Merostomata; Xiphosura; Limulidae
Product: LIM domain only protein 3-like
Exons: 5
Coding region: 263-829 (188 amino acids)
Biological process (GO): positive regulation of transcription by RNA polymerase II
Cellular component (GO): nucleus
Molecular function (GO): DNA-binding transcription factor binding; transcription coactivator activity
Source: RefSeq, a predicted model, not a curated record